AUGGCCAGACAAAUCCAAUCCGACUUGAUGUCUUCUGAUCUCAACCUUCCAUUCCGUUUUGAAGGAGCAUACUUCAAAAGGUGGAAACAAAAGAUGUUAUUUUUCCUCACGCUGAAGAAGGUGACCACUACUUGUACUGUUGAAAAGCCGAAGGUUUCAGAAAAAGAUCCUACAAAAGAACAACUAAAGAAUCUCGCCACCUGGACAGAAACUGACUUCAUCUGUAAGAACCUAAUUCUUAAUGGUCUUACUGAUGAACUAUAUGAUUAUUAUAGUACCAUGACUACUACAAAAGAAGUGUGGGGUGCACUACAAAAGAAGUACGAUACUGAGGAAGCAGGAUCGAAGAAGUACGUUGUCAGCCGAUACCUGAGAUAUCAAAUGACUGACGACAAAUCCGUGGAGGCACAAUCACAUGAAAUCCAGAAAAUAGCCUACGAGAUUAUCAGUGAAGGUAUGCCACUCGAUGAUCAAUUUCAAGUUGCUGUUAUUAUUGAUAAAUUACCUCAAUUAUGGAAGGAUUUCAAGAACACCCUAAGGCACAAAACCAAGGAGUUCUCGCUGGAAAGUCUAAUCACGAGGCUAAGGAUAGAGGAGAAAGCAAGGAAGCAUGAUAAAAAAGAAGAGGUGAACGCUAUCCGCAGAAAGAAGCCCACUCCACCUGGUCAUUUACCUAGAAAUUGUAGAAACAGGAGUCAUCCUGCUGUGCAGGCGAACCUGAUAGAAGAUGAAUUAGUAGCUAUGAUAUCUGAAGUUAAUGUGAUUGGGGGGUCUGAAGGUUGGUGGCUAGACACCGGUGCAUCCCGCCAUGUCUGCCAUGACCUUAGUCUUUUUAGAAAAUAUAAUGAAGUUAAGGAUAAGAAUAUCCUUCUAGGAGAUCAUCACACAACCAAGGUGGUCGGUAUUGGAGAAGUAGAACUGAAAUUCACAUCCGCCAAGACGCUUGUGCUGAAGAAAGUUUUGCAUACUUUAGAAAUUAGAAAGAAUUUGGGAUUUUGA
Molecule: messenger RNA, 999 nt
Organism: Cucumis melo (muskmelon)
Lineage: Eukaryota; Viridiplantae; Streptophyta; Magnoliopsida; Cucurbitales; Cucurbitaceae
Exons: 2
Coding region: 1-999 (332 amino acids)
Source: RefSeq, a predicted model, not a curated record